AUGAAGUCUGCCAGCUUUCUCCCGGUACCGCUGGACACUCCCGCUCGCGAGCCAGCGCGUCGCCGCGACGCCGUGUCGCGUAGGUUCCGCUUGCUCUUGUCUUUCGUCGUCCUCCUUGCGACAUUCCAAUGUUCGCGCGUGCUUCUGCAGGCUCACACUGAUGAUCACAGGCGAGCGGUGAAUGUUCCUCUUGAUGCAGCAGGCAUACUCGAGAAGUGUAGUCUUCUCGAGACAAAACCAGGCCCUCCGCCGGACUUCUAUGCGCGGACCCAGAACGACCGUUUCGUUAGCGGAACCAAGCCUACCCUUAUCAAGAAUGCUACCGUAUGGACUGGCGAAGCGGACGGCUUCGAAGUCGUCCAUGGGGAUAUUCUGCUAGAUCGAGGGCUCAUCAAACAGAUCGGUGAUAUCAGUACCGGCUCGUACUCUGAAGAUUUCGUGUACCACAUUGACGCCCAAGGAAAAUGGGUGUCCCCUGGGAUCGUCGAUCUACACAGUCACCUCGGAGUGUUGUCCGUUCCAGAGCUGUCAGGUGCUUCAGAUGGCAACUCUCGGAAGGGACCUAUUCUUCCAUGGUUGCGUGCCCUCGACGCUCUGAACACUCGCGACGAAGCCUACAGGCUGAGUAUCUCUGGAGGUGUCACAACUUCCUUGGUUCUCCCAGGAUCUGCCAACGCCAUCGGUGGGCAAGCUGCGGUCAUCAAGCUGCGCCCAACGGCAGAACGCUCUCCUACUUCAAUGCUGCUCGAGAACCCAUACGAGAAGAACACAACGGUGUACGACCCUAAAGUGGCCGUUCGAUUCCGACAGAUGAAGCAUGCUUGUGGAGAGAAUCCUGACAGGGUGUAUUCCGGGACCCGGAUGGAUACAGCAUGGGCGUUCCGUCAAGCGUAUGACAAGGCCCGCCAGAUCAAGGAAGCGCAGGACGAAUUCUGUACCAAAGCUACUCGCGGCGAUUGGGCCGGACUCGGCGCAUACCCCGAGGACCUCCAGUGGGAGGCGUUGGUUGACGUCCUUAGGGGACGUGUCAAGGUCCACACGCAUUGUUACGAAACCGUCGACUUGGAUGAUCUAGUCAGAAUCACGAACGAGUUCAAGUUCUCGAUUGCCGCGUUCCACCAUGCACAUGAGACGUAUCUCGUUCCGGACACACUGAAAUCUGCCUAUGGCGAGCCUACAGUCUUACCUAGCUGCCAUCCGCCUGCUGCAGCCCUCUUCGCUUCACACGGCAGAUACAAGCGCGAGGCGUAUCGCGGUUCAGAGUUUGCGCCUCGCAUACUCGCCGACAAUGGCAUCCAGGUCGUUCUGAAGUCGGACCAUCCGGUGCUCGAUUCGCGUUUCCUUCUCUGGGAGGCCCAACAAGCAUACUACCACGGCCUUCCGCACAAUCUCGCUCUCGCGGCCGUGACCACUACGCCAGCGACUAUUAUGGGCCAGAGUCACCGGAUCGGCUUCCUCAAAGAAGGAUACGACGCCGACGUUGUCCUGUGGGACAGCCACCCGCUCGCUCUGGGGGCAACGCCCCAGCAAGUCUGGAUCGACGGUGUCCCACAGCUCGUCCACCCCGCCAUCCUCUCUGCAAAGCCCAGUGCACUCCAAAGUCUCCCGAAAGUGCCGAAUUUCGACAAGGAGGCCGAGGAGGUGCUUCAAUACGACGGCCUGCCCCCGCUCGAGCCCAAAGCGUCGCUUGGGGAGGGGCGCACAGUCGUGUUUGCGAAUGUCAGCAAUGUCUUCGUUCGCUCGGCUACCGCUCCUGGUGUCCGACAACUCCCAACCGCAGUCGAGACUGGUACUGAAGGUCAGGAGGGACAACGAGUUAGCGUGAUCGUCCGCGCCGGGAAAAUCACUUGCAUAGGCGCGCCUGACAGCGUGUGUGUCCGGGAUGCGCUCUACGCGUCCUAUGGCGCAGAUGAGCCUGUCGACGUCUUCGAUCUUGAGGGCGGGUCAAUCUCGCCCGGGUUGACGACCUUCGGAUCCCAUCUUGGCUUAGAGGAGAUCCAGGGUGAGGCAUCGACUAAGGACGGGGUCGCUCCCGACGCGCUGAACCGAGGUGUGCCCAGUAUUGCUGGGGGAAGUGGGGCGCUAGUGAGGGCUGUGGAUGGUUUGGUUUUCGCGACGAGAAACGCAUACACUGCAUACCGCGCAGGCGUCACCACUGGGAUUGUCUCCCCUCAAUCCAACGGCUUCUUCUCAGGCCUCAAUACUGCUUUCUCCCUCGCGACGCCACAUAAGCUUGCAGAUGGGGCGAUCGUACAACGGGCAGGAGCGGUGCACGUCUCAAUCCACCUCGGCUCUCAGCAGAGCGUCAGCACCCAGAUCGCAGCCCUCCGUCAUCUGCUGCUCAACCAGACUGAUGGAGACCUCGGGGAGUGGUUCGAUGGGAUCAGGAAAGGGAACGCGACGCUUGUCGUUGAUGCUGAGAGCGCAGACGUGAUUGCGACGGUGGUCGAGCUCAAGAAGGAGGUCGAGUCUGUCUUGGGCCUCGCACAGGGUAAUACGCUGAAGGUGACGAUCGCCGGGGGGAAGGAAGCGCAUCUCCUGGCGCAGGAGCUUGGCAAUGCAGGAGUGGGCGUGAUACUAACGGAGCCGAGGCCGUUCCCAAAGCAAUGGGAGGCGCGAAGGAUCCUCCCUGGGCCGCCGCUAUCGCACAAGAGUCAGAUCGUAACGCUAGUGGAGCAUAACGUCACUGUUGGCCUGGGCACCGUUGAUGCUGACAAGGCUCGGAAUAUCCGCUUCGAUGCAGGCUGGGCGGCUCUGGAGUCGGACAAGGCGAUCUCGAAGGCCGAGGCUAUUGCCCUCGUAUCGACGAAUGUUGAGAAGCUGCUGGGGAUCGAGCGCGACGAGGACGAGGUUGAGCUUGUCGCAACCAGCGGAGGAGACUUACUCGAGUUCAGCAAGGUCAUCGGGGUAAUCUCACCGAGGCGAGGCGUUGUCGACGUCUUCUGAAACCAAUAGUUUGUAGCAUUACAGGAUAUUGAAUGCGC
Dichomitus squalens LYAD-421 SS1 is the source of this 2984-nucleotide messenger RNA. RefSeq names its product composite domain of metallo-dependent hydrolase. Lineage: Eukaryota; Fungi; Basidiomycota; Agaricomycetes; Polyporales; Polyporaceae. Gene Ontology annotation, biological process: purine nucleobase catabolic process. Bases 1 to 2946 code for a protein of 981 amino acids. The transcript is spliced from 17 exons. Gene Ontology annotation, molecular function: allantoinase activity. Gene Ontology annotation, cellular component: cytoplasm. The record is from RefSeq and is a predicted model, not a curated record.